This is a messenger RNA of Durio zibethinus, 1558 nucleotides long. RefSeq names its product Protein kinase superfamily protein. NCBI's taxonomy places the organism in Eukaryota, Viridiplantae, Streptophyta, Magnoliopsida, Malvales, Malvaceae. Gene Ontology annotation, molecular function: ATP binding; protein kinase activity. The record is from RefSeq and is a predicted model, not a curated record. Gene Ontology annotation, biological process: protein phosphorylation.
AGCGCAUCUGAAAGUUGAAAGUUUUUCUUGUUUAGAUUGAGAGGCAGCUAGGGUUUUUAACAGAGAAGAAAAGGAAAAUGGAGAGGGAGGAUGAGUACUCAUAUUCGUAUUAUAGGAGGAGAGAGCGCAUUGCGUUGGUGGCCAUUGUAGUGCUGGCUUCAGUGGCUGUUGCUUCGCUUUUAGUGGCUUUUAGUUACUAUUGUUAUAUUCGAAACAAGGUCCUCUCUAAGCGAUCCAAAUCCCAUAUUACCACGGUUGAUUGUAAGGACAAAGCUAGCUCUGCCGAUCUUGAAGUCGCUAUGGACAAAGGGCUUCACGUCUUUACUUUUAAGCAGUUGCAUUCAGCAACUGGUGGUUUCAGCAAGUCUAAUGUGGUUGGCCAUGGUGGAUUCGGGUCGGUAUACAGGGGGGUGCUUAGUAAUGGCAGGAAAGUUGCCAUUAAGUUAAUGGAUCAAGCAGGAAAACAAGGAGAAGAGGAAUUUAAAAUGGAGGUGGAACUGCUAAGUCGGCUGCGCUCUCCAUAUUUGCUGGCUUUGAUUGGUUAUUGCUCCGAUAGCAGUCACAAAUUGCUUGUUUAUGAGUUUAUGGCAAAUGGUGGUCUGCAGGAACAUUUGUAUCCAAUUAGUGGUUCCAACAAUGUAACCUUAAAAUUGGACUGGGAAACUCGGUUGAGAAUAGCUCUGGAAGCUGCUAAGGGAUUGGAAUAUCUCCAUGAACAUGUUAGCCCUCCAGUGAUUCAUAGAGAUUUUAAGAGCAGUAACAUCCUUUUGGACAAAAACUUUCACGCCAAAGUUUCUGAUUUUGGAUUGGCCAAGCUUGGAUCUGACAAAGCUGGCGGACAUGUUUCAACUCGAGUAUUGGGCACCCAGGGAUAUGUUGCUCCUGAAUAUGCCUUAACGGGGCAUCUAACUACAAAAUCAGAUGUGUAUAGUUAUGGUGUUGUUCUUUUGGAGUUGCUUACAGGCAGAGUACCAGUUGAUGCGAAGAGACCUCCUGGGGAAGGUGUUCUUGUAUCAUGGGCUUUGCCUCGGUUAACAGAUAGGGAAAAGGUUGUACAGAUUAUGGAUCCAGCACUGGAAGGUCAAUACUCAAUGAAACAAGUUAUUCAGGUUGCUGCUAUUGCUGCUAUGUGUGUGCAACCAGAGGCUGACUAUAGGCCAUUGAUGGCAGAUGUUGUGCAGUCACUGGUUCCAUUGGUGAAAACUCACAGAUCAACUGCCAAGGUUGGUAGCUGCCCGAGCAUCCAUAGCGCCAAGUGUCCCACAUCCCAGGAUCCCAGCGAGGCAGGUUUAUAAGAAUAUCAAAAAGCAAGUGCAAUUGUCUUUAGCUGAAGAUAGAUGCCACGCUGCUAUUGAGCGUUGUAGCAUUACGGACAACUGCUUAGAGAUGAAACUAGACUGCUGUAAUAUUGUUGCCUCUAUUUGGUAGAAAGCCCCUGUGACGUCUAUAGCGUAUGUAAGUUAUUCGAUCUUAUAAACAAAUUGAAGAGGUAACAAAACUGUGCUAAGGUUAGUUGCUCUACUGAUUGCCUAAAAUGGUUAAAUACCAGUAUUGCAUC